Pieris napi is the source of this 2715-nucleotide messenger RNA. RefSeq lists its product as uncharacterized. The coding region runs from base 586 to 2025 and encodes 479 amino acids. NCBI's taxonomy places the organism in Eukaryota, Metazoa, Arthropoda, Insecta, Lepidoptera, Pieridae. Gene Ontology annotation, biological process: intracellular sterol transport. The record is from RefSeq and is a predicted model, not a curated record. Gene Ontology annotation, cellular component: endoplasmic reticulum-plasma membrane contact site; endoplasmic reticulum membrane; plasma membrane. Gene Ontology annotation, molecular function: sterol transfer activity; sterol binding. The transcript is spliced from 9 exons.
ACAAUCCACUACAGUAUUAGUCAACAGCUGUUUCGAGUGGCUGUCGGUUGAUCGGCGCUUACUGUCGAUAUUUCGAUAGUCGAUACAUCGCGGUCGUGUGAUCAUCUUAGUAAUCGUGGUUAAAUGGCGGUAAUUCUUUUGAAAAUAAUAAAAAAUAAACAGAUCAUUGACUUGAAAGUUGAAAGUAUCGGAGAAUCAAUUUAAUCUGUGAAUUCAUAAUUUCUUCGUCCUAAAUUCUACGUCAAAUCUGAAGUGUCAAAAAUGUUUUUGUAGGUUAUAUUUACCAAAUAACUAAACAGUGUUUACAAAUUGCAAAACUUUACGUUCUAAUAAGAUAGAUACGUGUCCACCUUAGCAGAAAAAUGAUUCGUGAAUUGUGAAUGGUUAAGUGUACCAAGUAGUUCACUUGGACUUCUUGUAACAGAUUCCUCUAUGUUGUAACAAAAUAUAUGAUACUGUACUAAAUUAAAUUUAGACUGAAAUCAAAAAAGGAACUAGGGAAUGAACUUGAUAAUCCUUUGAAAAGUAGGUAAGCCUACUAGUGUAUUCAAUACAAGCUAUGGAUGAAUUCUUUUCGGUAAAUCAAUGAAGGAUAUUUCUGAUGAAAUUAUGUUGUGUUUCGUACAAGCCACUCGUGAUCGUGAUAAUCGUGAUGUGUAUAAUAAAAAUAUCGAUACCGAAAACGAAAAUACAAGGGGCAAAAGCAAAACAAGAAUUAAGCGUGCUGCUGUAGUAAAUGACUUGUCUGAAGCAAUUGACAGUGAGGUUGAAUUAAGGGACAGACCGCUAAGCAAAGGCAGGUCCUUAAGGCUAUCUUCUGGAGAAAAGAUUCUCAAAAAAAUUCCGGACGUCAAGCGGAGUUUUAGCGACCGAUUCUCAGUCAUAUCAGACACUAGUGGAAAAAAGGCUGGAAAAGGAAUAUUGACUAUAAGAAAAACAUGGUCAACCGGGAACUUCUCGCCGGGUGCGGGGGGCGGGGGAGGGGCGCCUCGCUCCGCCCCCGCCACCCCGAUUCAGCUUGAGCCUCAAGCCAGGGCCUCUAAACAUGAUAAACAUGUAGUGAAGCCACUGUCGGGCUCUGCGCCGUCGGUGCGAGUGGGCAUAGCAGGCUCGGAUGAUACGACGGAGUGCAAGCAGCCCAGCAAGUCGAGGCAGAAGAAGUUCCAGCGGCACUUCCCGCAGGUCGGGCCCGAGGAACGGGUGCUUAACUAUUAUUCCUGUGCACUGGUAGGCGACAUACUUCUGCAAGGGCAUUUAUAUAUAACGAAGAAUUAUUUCGCAUUUUAUUCCAAUGUAUUUGGAUAUGUGACUAAAUUAUUAAUACCGACGUCGUCCGUUCUUCGGAUAACGAAGGAGAAGGUGGCGCGAAUCAUCCCUAAUGCGGUAGGGGUGUGCACGAGAGAUGAGAGACAUGUGUUUGGCUCCUUGCUCUCGAGGGACGCCACCUACAAGUUGAUGACCCUGAUCUGGAAGUCGUCCAAGGCUCCGGAGCUUGCGGUACCGAAAUCACAGGAUCUGAGAACGCCGGAAGUAUCGGAGUAUUCCCCGGAGGACGACAGCAGUUCUGGCGGUGCUGACCACGUCGACUCCACGCAGCCCGCCCGACCGGAGCCCGAGGCCAUUAUGGCAGCCGCGAGUGCUGCAGUGAUCCAACCAGCGCUUCUGACGGGCACAACAGUACUGAAACGAGACAACUCGUUCUGGCACAUGGCUCUCCUGGCGUUGGCGGCUUUACUCACCUGCUCAGCGAUGUUCCUCUCAUAUAGGCUUUAUUGCGUCACGUAUAGACCCCACGAGUGGGCUACGAGCGUGUCCAGCGAAGAGUUGUACUCGGAGCUGGUCAGAUGGCGCACCCGUCUCCAUGGACGAGCUGCUAACGAGCUACACGCCUUCCUCUCUACCAAUCUGCUGCUGCUCACUAAGGUGCGACAGUCUUUGGAAGCGCUUUCGGGUGUGAUACUAACAGACAUGGCAGAGCAAGGCCACAGAUACGCGGACGUGCCCAAUGACACGCUCUUCAGUUAGCGUAGACCAGUGACUGACACGUGAUAUUCAGUGAUAUUAGUUCGUGAAGCUGCUGAUACCUCUAUUCCUCCCUAGAUGGCGCUUUAGACAAUUUUAUUGGGUUGUACUCUACAGAAGUAAUAGAAUAACUUAAAUAUAGCCGAAACAAAUGUAAAAUUGAUAUCAAAAAUAGUUUUGAUUUUGUAUUAGAGGAGAUUUAUUAGAUUUGGUUUUGCACUUUUUUUUUUUUUAAUUAAUUUUAAGAAAAUCUUACAUGUUUUUAAAUUCGUUCAUGUUAACAAAUUAUGAUGUAAUAGUUAUUUGAACAUUGUAUUGUUAAUUUAUAAAUUAACUUUUGUCUUCAUUAUUUUAUUGUAUUUGAGGUAUUGGCGCUUUUCAGAACAUGUGAUUGUGUUACAUAAGGUUUGUGUGUAAGAAUUUGUUUUCUAAAUGUAUCCAAAGAUCACCAUUAUUUAAUUUGUAUACCAGUCGAUUUCGCCUAAAAGGCUAAAGCAAGUGUCAGACACGCGCUACUUAUAUCCAUUGAGGGAUGAUCUAUAAAACGUGUUAUAUUGUUAUCAGACUUAUUUUCUCAUACAAAUAUCAAAAUUAUUUUUUCUCAAUCCUUUACUUUGGAAAUUGAAAAACGGGGAUCGGCUGUCUUUAUCUAACGUAUAAGAUUAAAGUAGGAGGCCUCUAAGGCGGAUAUUU